This is a messenger RNA of Paraglomus brasilianum, 477 nucleotides long. NCBI's taxonomy places the organism in Eukaryota, Fungi, Glomeromycota, Glomeromycetes, Paraglomerales, Paraglomeraceae. The record is from the annotation of a GenBank genome assembly.
AUGCCAAAGAUUAGACACGCUCGUUCGAGAAGGCCACCUGAAGGGUUUGACGAGAUCGAGCCAACUCUUCAAGAGUUUGCUCAAAAGAUGAAAGAUGCCGAAAAUGAGCCGCACGAAGGGAAGCGUCGUGUAGAAUCCCUAUGGCCCAUAUUUCGUCUUCACCACCAGCGAUCUCGUUAUGUUUACGAUCUUUACUAUAAACGUCAAGCUAUAUCAAAAGAUCUGUAUGAUUACCUUCUGAGACACGGAUAUGCUGACGCCAAUUUGAUUGCAAAGUGGAAGAAGCCUGGAUUCGAAAGACUUUGCUGUCUGCGAUGUAUCCAACCCAGAGACACAAACUUCGGCACAACUUGUAUUUGUCGUGUUCCAAAAUCAAAACUGGAAGAGGGACGCAUAGUAGAAGGAUGUUCGAGCACAGAUUUCGUAUCGUCAAAGAAGGAGGCAAAAGUGAAAGACAAUAUACCUAGUCAAUCUUGA